Molecule: messenger RNA, 3039 nt
Organism: Megachile rotundata (alfalfa leafcutting bee)
Lineage: Eukaryota; Metazoa; Arthropoda; Insecta; Hymenoptera; Megachilidae
Product: spermatogenesis-associated protein 20
Biological process (GO): carbohydrate metabolic process
Source: RefSeq, a predicted model, not a curated record
AAAAAAUUGGUUAUUAGAUGAUACUGUUCUCUCCUGAAAAUGACAAUAUUUGUACAUAAAUAAGUUCUCGUGUGUAAAAUAAGUUUAUGAUUUCUUUUGCAAAAUUGUUGAUUGCAUAUGCAAGGGAAUGAUCAUUAUAUAAUGUUCUACAUGUGUGGAAAUUCCAGCACAGUAUGCAGAUAUUAAUUGUAUAGAGCAUUUGGGAAGAGCUCAAUAGAAGAAUACACUAAAUAAUAAAUAAGAAUGACAUAAAACAUGUUUAGUGCAAGAAUAGGAAAAAAUAAAUAACACAGUAACAAUUAAGUUAAUUAACUCUGUGCCUGAAUGUUUAAAAGCAAUCAUAAAACCAGAAGGACACUUAACCAAAUCUUAAUUCUUAAUUUGUUUUGAUUUUUAAAAUAAAUGUACAUUCUUUGUACCAUACAUGACUGUGGGAAGAUGGUCUCUUUCAUCUGUUCGUUAUAUAUACAAACUACCUAACAAAAAAUAUAGUUACACUUGUGGCACAAAAUCACUUUUAUAUCAAAGUGAUUUCAUACCACUAACUGUACUUCAGUCAAAUAGGAUAGCUCAAAAGUCACAGACUUUUGCAUCACUGACAGCAAACAUGGCUGCAAGUAAUUCUAAAAAUGUUAAGCCACAAAAGACAAAUAGACUGGCUUUAGAAAAGUCACCUUAUUUGUUACAACAUGCCACCAAUCCUGUAGAUUGGUACCCAUGGUGCACCGAAGCUUUGGAAAAAGCAAAGAAGGAAGACAAACUAAUUUUUUUAUCAGUUGGAUAUUCUACUUGCCACUGGUGUCAUGUUAUGGAAAAAGAAUCUUUUACAAAUAAAGAAAUUGCUGAUAUUAUGAAUAAACAUUUUGUUAAUAUAAAAGUAGAUAAUGGAGAAAGGCCAGAUAUCGAUAAGAUAUACAUGGCUUUUGUACAAGCAACCACUGGUCAUGGUGGAUGGCCAAUGAGUGUAUUUCUGACACCAGAUUUAAAACCUGUGUUUGGAGGUACUUACUUUCCUCCAGAAGAUACAUUUAGACAAACAGGAUUCAAGACAAUUUUACUUAAUAUUGCUGACAAGUGGAAUUCACUCAAAACCAAAAUUACAGAGGUUGGCUCUGCUAACUUCAAAACCUUAAAAGAUAUUUCUAAAGUACCACAAACAUCAAAGAAACACGAAGUACCUUCAUUAGAAUGUAGCAACGUAUGCGCGCUGCAACUCGCGAGUGAAUUUGAACCUGAAUUUGGUGGAUUCACUUCUUCCUUUGAUAUGCAUACUCCAAAAUUUCCACAACCAGUCAUUUUUAACUUCCUGUUUCAUAUGUAUGCUCGACAUCCCAAUGAAGAGCUAGCAAAGAGUUGUUUACACAUGUGUGUAUAUACUUUAAAAAAGAUAGCUUUUGGUGGUAUACAUGAUCAUAUAGGUCAGGGCUUCUCAAGGUAUGCUACUGAUGGAAAAUGGCAUGUUCCUCAUUUUGAGAAAAUGUUAUAUGAUCAGGGCCAAUUAAUGAAGUCCUAUGCAGAUGCAUAUGUGACAACUAAGGAUAAUUACUUUGCUGAAAUUGUUGAUGACAUUGCUGCAUAUGUGAUAAGGGAUCUUCGGCAUCAGGAAGGUGGCUUCUAUAGUGCCGAAGACGCAGAUUCUUAUGCCACGUCCGAUGCGCAUGAAAAACUGGAAGGUGCAUUUUAUGUGUGGACUGCUGCAGAAAUUAAAUCUCUGUUGGAUAAAAAAGUUUCUAGUGAAAAUAUCAAAUUGUCUGAUAUUUUUUGCCAUCAUUUCAAUGUGAAGGAGUCAGGAAAUGUAAAAGGAUAUCAGGAUCCACGUGGAGAAUUGACAGGAAAAAAUGUGUUAAUAGUGUACGAGGAUAUCGACGACACAGCCAAACAUUUUAAUUGUACCGUCGAAGAAAUAAAAAAUUAUUUGAAAGAUGCAUGUUCCAUUUUGUAUGAGGCUAGGCAGGCAAGGCCACGACCUCAUUUAGACGACAAGAUUAUUACAUCGUGGAAUGGUCUCAUGAUAAGUGGUUUAGCGUAUGGCGGCGCGGUGGUAGAUAAUAAGCAGUAUAUCGAGUACGCGACAGAUGCCGCGAAAUUUAUCAAGCGUUACCUUUUCGACGAGGCUAAAGAUAUACUGCUCCACAGUUGUUAUCGCAACGCAGAAAACAAAAUUACACAAAUAAACGAACCCAUACACGGAUUCUUAGAUGAUUAUGCGUUCGUUAUAAAAGGACUACUGGAUUUAUAUGAAGCUGGCUUCGACGAGCAGUGGUUAGAAUUUGCUGAAAGGUUGCAGGAUAUUCAAGACAAGUUAUUGUGGGAUGAAACGAGUGGCGGAUACUUUACUACAACAUCAGACGAUCCCAGCAUAAUUGUAAGACUCAAAGAAGCUCACGACGGAGCAGAACCAUCCGGUAAUUCAAUUUCCGCCGAAAAUCUCUUGAGACUGGCGUAUUACUUGGGUCGUAGCGAUCUCAAGGAUAAAGUUGUACGCCUGUUCGGAGCGUUUAGGCACUUGCUAACGCAAAGACCCAUUGCAGUUCCACAAUUAGUAUCGGCUCUUGUUCGCUAUCACGAUGAUGCAACGCAGAUUUACGUAGUCGGGAAGCGGGGUGCCAAGGAUACCGACGAUUUACUACGCGUUAUAUAUAAACGCCUUAUCCCUGGGAGAAUUCUCAUGCUGAUUGACCACGACGAAGCAGAUAGUAUAUUGCUCGGUAAAAACGAGCGUCUUAGGAACAUGAAGCCUCUGAAUGAUCAGGCUACAGUUUACGUAUGUAAAUACCGUACCUGUUCUUUGCCCGUUUCAAAUUCUAAGCAAUUGGAAAAAUUGUUAGACGAACAGCGAUAAAUUAAGAAUUCAAUUAGUACAUAAGUACAAUAUUUAAUUCAGUUCAGGUAUAUUGUAUAGACGGAUGUAAUCAAGUGAAAUGAAUUAUCUAUUGUAUGUACUGUUGUAUAUUACACGUUUCCGGUAGGGUUGAUAAUGUUACGUUGCGACUUUCUGUAAGCGCUCUCUAUUUUAAUAAAAUAAACGUUUGAGAAGAA